AUAAAUGAGGUCUCGACUCUCGUGAGCAUCGCAUUGCGCAGUGUACACCCAAAGGUUGGAGAACUUUACUUGCCGUGAAGAAAGUGUUUAUUUUUCGAAGCGAGAUCUCCGUCCAAGAUGAAGUCAUUUUUGUGUCUCUUUGCUCUAGGGAUUUUUCUCCAUAUACACGAGGGACAAGCAAUGUGUGCUCCAGGCUUUGAAUCAUUCUACGUUGAAGACCUGAUGAUGGAGAUGUGCUUAAACUUCGUUACGGAUGUGAAGAGAGAUUGGCACGAAAGCAAAACCUACUGCGAGUCAUUAGGGGCCGAUCUGGCUGACUUAGAUUAUGGAGAUCUACAUUGGCAAGUCAUUAGUUACAUUCACAAACAUGAAUGGUUGUUAGACGAAGGAUUCCAUAUUGGUUGCACAGACGAAGUUACUGAAAACGAAUGGCUUUGGACGGAUGGAAGACCAGUAAGUAUGUUUACUGGUCACUGGUAUCCAGGCCAACCUGACGGAGGGUACAGUGAGAACUAUGGCUGUCUUUACUACGAUGAUUUCUUGUAUAGUUCUUGCCUCAACGGGCAGAGACUCUAUGCAAUAUGUAUGGUUUAAUGUUCUUUGGUAAAAGGCUAAGUGUACAGAGUGGGGCAAAAAUUUUGUGAAUUACGCUAAAAUACCGUCAAAGCAAAUCUUUCACCAUCUAGAGGCUUACUCUUCAAACGGAAUUACUUCCAAAGAUAAGAAGAGUAUUGGGGACAUUUAGUCCUGUUACUGAAAAUGGACACUAUAAAACGAAUCAGUGAAGAGAGUGAAAUGUAGUACCUCACGUGAAAGAUAAGAUUUUUAAAUGUUUCUCUUAAACAUCCCUGAAGAUGUAUUUUAUGCAUACUUUUAACAACUGAUCGCCCGGAGGUUGUCUAAACAUAAAAAGACGGGAAAGAUUAAACAAUAGUCGAUGGGGAAACACUUCGUUAUAUAAGAAUUAGCGGCCUUUCAUUUUAUUCACACAUGAUCGCUUGUGCAAUUAAAUAAAAGUAGUUAGUAAGUUUGAAUGAUCAA
Messenger RNA from Macrobrachium nipponense, 1041 nucleotides. RefSeq names its product CD209 antigen-like protein E. The record is from RefSeq and is a predicted model, not a curated record. The transcript has 5 exons. Bases 118 to 594 code for a protein of 158 amino acids. Lineage: Eukaryota; Metazoa; Arthropoda; Malacostraca; Decapoda; Palaemonidae.